Molecule: messenger RNA, 8531 nt
Organism: Zophobas morio
Lineage: Eukaryota; Metazoa; Arthropoda; Insecta; Coleoptera; Tenebrionidae
Exons: 2
Coding region: 1302-5483 (1393 amino acids)
Biological process (GO): DNA integration
Molecular function (GO): nucleic acid binding
Source: RefSeq, a predicted model, not a curated record
UAAAAUAAUUACUGUUCGAACAGUAAGUGCUCCAUUCCGGCGCACGCGCGAGUGAGCGGAAGUAGUACGCUACUGAACGUAAAAGGUGCAUGAGUAAACGGUUUUUCCUCUCGCGUGUUCCUCGUUGUACUUCUCAACAUCAGGCUACCAAGAACCAGGGGCCCCUGUCACCGCCAGCAGGAUACUCCAGGUUAGUGGUACUUCUCAGUUAUUCUCGGUCCUUCGCGCAAAAGUUAAGUCACGGCACCCCGCGUGCACAUUUGGUCCUUCGAGCCGGAUCAUAACCUCAAAUUUGUCGGUUUAUCGGUUUCUCGAUCGACGCUUUAUCGCGUAUCGCCGCAAUGACUAACGAAGAAUUGUUGCAAUCUCAAAUUAAGAAGCUCGCCGUACUGAAAUCUACACGGGAAAAGUUAUUUGCUCAAGUUCAAAACUGUUAUGACUCCAUGAAGAGAACCACCGUUGAUACAGCUCUUCAGUUCAAGCCUCGGUACGAAAAACUAGAGGUUAUUGAGAUAGAAAUGGAUAAGACUCAGAAUGCAAUUAUUCAGCUAAAUGCAGAUUUAUUGGAUAAUCGCCAUGCUCUCGAAGUCUGUAAGGUGCAAACAGCUUUCGAUGAUUUAGUAUUUAACACACGUGGUCGUUAUUUAGACCUGGUGAAGACACAACCUCCGCAGCAAACCAGCAGUAAUUCGGUCGCCAACAGCAACCAGCAUUUGCCCAGAAUAAAUAUCCCUACGUUCACCGGUCGCAUCGAAGAGUGGUCGGCGUUUUUCUCACUGUUCGAUUCGGUUGUCCACAAAAACGAUGCGUUAUCAGAAGCUGAAAAAUUCCAGUAUUUGCGCUCUUAUCUGCGAGAUGACGCAUUAACAGUCAUUGCCAAUUUUCAUUUAACCCCCGAAAAUUACGCACUGGCGUAUGAGGCAUUGCAACUUCGCUACUAGAAUAAAAGACGGUUGGCGACUCACUACGUCAAUCAAAUUCUAGGUUUUACUCCUUUAUCAUCCCCAAGUUCUAGCAGUUUGAGACAUUUUUUGAAUAUUCAUUCGAAUUCCAUUAAUGCUCUUAAGGCUUUGAAUCUUCAAGACCUUGGUGAUUUUUUGCUGUUUCAAUUAUCGUUUGCAAAUUUGGAUCCUGUAUCUAGAAAAGCUUUUGAGAAUAGGCAAAGUUCAAAUUCCGUUCCCAGCUAUCAGGCGUUAAUUGAUUUCAUAACGGAUCAGAAUCGAACGUACGAACUUCUCUCUCAGGACACCAAAUCACCGAAAUGUAAAUCUCUAUCAGUUAAGUCAUUCCGUGCUUCACUCAUGACAAAUGCCAAAUCCGAUGCCUCCUCUACGUGCUGUGUCCCGUGCGUGCUCUGCAAAGGUUCACAUCCCUUUCCGGCAUGCAGCGAAUUUCUCCAGAAAACAAAUGAACAGAAAUAUGAUACGUUGAAGAGAUUGAGACGAUGUUUCAACUGUUUGGGUGCUCAUAAUCGAAAUGAAUGUCAAUCUCGUAAAACUUGUCGUAUUUGUCACAGCAACAAGCAUCACUCCGUGUUACACCAGGAGUCCAAGGUGGAUACCUCCGAAACUAGUACUUCUCCCUCUGUAGAGGAAAGAAAAUCUCCCGUUGUGUUUUCGUGCAAGACCUCAGCGGAGCGCAACACUGUUUUACUAGCGACUGUGACAGCCCAGAUCCAAGACUGUAAUGGAGAUUAUCACAAGAUAAGAGCUGUGGUUGAUCCCGGCUCUCAAGUAUCAGUGAUUACUUCAUCAACGGCGCAACAUUUGGGAUUAAAAAGAAGCAGAUCUCCCAUUGAAGUUACUGGCAUUGCCAGUUUUCCUGUCCGAACUCAAGGUCUCAUUCGUACCACUCUACGCUCUAGAACUCGUGCUGAUGUCGUAAACGUUCACGCUGUUGUACUUUCGUAUAUUCCUAAUAAAUUUCCUAGUCAGACGUUACCUUCUCACAUUAAGGAUCAGUUCAGUCAUCUAACGUUAGCUGAUGAAAACUUCCAUCAAGCUGCUCGAGUUGAAUUCUUAAUUGGAGCAGAUCUAUAUCCUCACAUUUUAUGUAAUACGCAGCCUAAUGUUAUUCAAGGACAACCCUCUGCCAUUGACACAAUCUUUGGAUGGAUAAUUAUAGGCUCGAUUUCAUCUUCAACAAAUUCCCCCUUGUGUUCUCUUCUCACAUGCAACGAUUCUCUUGAUGAUACCGUUCGUAAGUUUUGGGAAACUGAGACUCUCGCUGAUAACCUUUCAGUCUCCAAUCCUGAAGAUGACUUUUGUCAAGCUCAUUUCAAGGACACGCACUAUCGCGAUCGCUCAGGCAGAUAUGUGGUAUCAAUGCCAGUCCGUGAGCAGCGCUCGCCGCUUCUGAGCAACCGAGAGACAACUCUGAACACUUAUCUCAAAAUAGAAGCUCGAAUGACCAGGCGUCCCCAACUCAACGCUGCUUAUAUUACUUUUCUCCAAGAAUACCGCGAUCUCGGACAUAUGCAACUAGCCGCACAACCUUCCAUGUACGUAAUGCCUCAUCAUUGUGUUCAAAAGGAAACUAGUUCAACUACCAAAGUGCGAGUUGUGUUUAACGGAUCCUCCCCUGACUCAAACGGGACAACGCUUAAUCAGCAACUUCUGCUCGGUCCUAAGCUACAAAAGGAUUUGAGCCACAUUCUCAUGAAUUUUCGCCUUCAUGCUAUAGCAGUCACAGCGGAUAUUCAACAGAUGUAUAGACAGAUUUGGUUGAAUCCAAAGCAACGUUAUCUCCAGCACAUAUUCUGGAGGCCAGAUCCCGCUUCUAAUGUGCAGGAGUAUGAGUUAAAAACAGUGACAUAUGGUUUAGCACCAUCAGCAUAUCUUGCUCAACGUGUCCUUCUCCAGCUCGUCGAGGACGAAGGGCAUGAGUUCCCAUUGGCAGUACAAGCUAUCACAGAAAGCACCUAUGUGGACGAUAUUGCGCAUGGUGCCUCUACAGUUGAGGAAGCGAAGUCGCUACAGUUACAACUCGCAAACCUACUCAAUCGUGGCGGUUUCCAGCUGAGAAAAUGGGCUAGUAAUGAUCCAAUUGCUCUAGAUCAUGUUCCAGAACAGCAUCGUGAAUCUCCGUUGAAUUUCUCAAGUGACGAUCCUUCUAUUAAGAUUCUUGGAUUACGGUGGGAUCCUCGGUCUGAUACUUUCACCUAUUAUGUACAAGAAUUUGAUUCUCAAGUUACCAAGCGCACUGUUCUUUCUUAUAUCGCUCGAAUCUUUGAUCCCAUGGGGUGGUUAUCUCCAAUUGUAUUUUGGGUUAAGCAUUUUCUGCAACAGAUAUGGAUCUCUAAAGUGGGCUAUGAUGAUAUCCUGCCGCCUUCCCUAUCGGAGGCUUGGGGAAGGUUUUCUUCUCAAAUGCGGUGUCUACGCGCACUUAAAAUUCCUCGAUACAUUCUCCAAAGUUUGCCACGUUUGCUCUUGGUGGGAUUCUCGGACGCUUCCUCUAAAGGAUACUCCGCUUGCAUCUAUUUACAUGCGUAUGAUUCCAGUAGCACUUGUAGCAAUUAUCUUUUGAAGGCCAAGAACAAAGUGGCACCCCUCAAGACAUUGACUAUUCCUCGAUUGGAACUCUGUGGAGCGUUGUUAUUAUCUAGACUACUUCGUGAUGUGAUUAAAUCUCUUAAAGCCGUAAGAUUUGAAAAUGUUCAUCUCUAUACCGAUUCUCAGAUUAUCCUUGCAUGGCUCCACACCUCUCCUCAUCUUCUCAAAACCUACGUGGCCAAUCGUGUAGUUCGCAUAUUAGAGCAUACAUCUCUUCACCAAUGGGCACACACAGUGUCGAAUCAAAAUUCAGCCGACUUUGCGUCUCGAGGAUUAUUUCCCGAAGAGAUCAUGGAUUGUCAUUCCUGGUGGAAUGGACCAGAUUUUAUGCAGAAUCCGCCGUCCAAGUGGCCCGUAAGAGGCGAUAAUUAUGUCGCACCCGAAGAGCUCCCUGAGCGUAAAAACGAUCCUAUAGUUUUGCGCAUCCAAGCCGACCCAGAAAAUCCUCUGUAUGAAGUUGUGUCACGAUUUUCUUCAUUUAGUAGACUACAACGCGCUUUCGCAUUUAUUCGCCGAUGGCUACUCCGAAUAAGAUGUCCCGAGAUGAAGGGUCCACUCUCAAGCGAAGAGAUGCGAUACUCGACCUUAUCGCUUGUGCGUCUCAUACAGCAAAACCAUUUUCCUCUGCUUAUAGAAGAGUUGCGUUCCAAAGGUCACACCACAACUCCAUUAAGGAAGCUGUUCCCAUUCUUGGAUGCAAUGGGUAUAGUUAGGGUGGGCGGACGGCUACGACACUCCGCCCUUCCCCUAGAUGCGAAACACCCUCUGCUUUUACCUCAGAAAGCUCAUCUCUCGGCUUUAAUUUGCGACUACUAUCAUCUGUACGCUUGCCACGCUGGACCUAGAAGCGUGCAGACGCUUAUACAGCAGAAGUUCUGGAUAAUAUCGAUUCGAUCCCUCCUACGGCAGCGCAUUUUUCGCUGCAUUCGCUGUUUUAAGUUUAAAUCGAAACCUGUAUUUCCCUUCAUGGCUGAUCUACCACCAGCUCGAGUUCAACCUAGCAAACCGUUUUCCUCUGUUGGCAUUGACUUUGCCGGACCCUUCACGGUCAGGGAAAGUCGUCGACGUAAGGCCCACACAUACAAAGGGUAUCUCUGUUUAUUCAUAUGUAUGUCUACGAAAGCGGUCCAUUUAGAAAUGGUCUCGGAACUCUCCACAAAAGCCUUUUUAGCCUCGCUCAACAGAUUCACCGCACGCCGUGGUCUACCCUCUGACAUAUACUCUGAUUGCGGACGUAACUUUCUCGGCGCCGCUCGACACCUGAGGGAGGUGAGUCAGUUUCUACGUUCGCACUCCUCUGAGAUAACGAGUUCCUUAACCUCUUUGGAGAUAAAAUGGCAUUUUAACCCUCCAGCCGCCCCCAAUUUUGGCGGUCUAUGGGAGGCUGCGAUCAAAUCCGCAAAGAGUCUCUUGUAUCGAUCAAUCGGCACCUCUCUCUUAACUUUCGAAGAGUACAGCACGCUAUUUUGUAAGAUUGAGGCUGUAUUGAACAGCCGUCCCUUAUGUGCCGUCACCUCUAACCCAGAAGACGCUGUAGAUUACCUAAGCCCUGGACAUUUCUUAGUCGGCAGACCGUUAUUGCAACCUCCUGAAGCUCCCUUGGAGGACAACUUGAAUUGGACCUGUCGGUGGCAACUACUCUCCCAGCUGUAUCAGCGGUUCUGGAAGAGGUGGUCUACGGAGUAUCUCCAUACUCAACUCCAACGUCAGAAGUGGAAUAAGGAUCAACCAAACAUUCAACCCGGCGCCAUUGUCGCAUUGUAUGGCGCAGAAACUACCCCCCUUUCAUGGCCGUUAGGACGCGUACAAGAGGUACAUCCUGGAACCGAUGGAGUCGUCCGUGUGGCCACAGUGAAAACCUCGACCGGUUUAUAUACGCGUCCGGUAAACAAGCUCGUGAUUCUCCCAACCCAAUUCUCAAUGGAGAAUUGAGUGAGCUCUCAUAAUGUGCAUAAAGAACUCUCUUUAAUUUUCGUUUAAUUUUUCGUUAAAUUUUGUUAAAAUUGGUGGGCGGUUAUGUUCGAACAGUAAGUGCUCCAUUCCGGCGCACGCGCGAGUGAGCGGAAGUAGUACGCUACUGAACGUAAAAGGUGCAUGAGUAAACGGUUUUUCCUCUCGCGUGUUCCUCGUUGUACUUCUCAACAUCAGGCUACCAAGAACCAGGGGCCCCUGUCACCGCCAGCAGGAUACUCCAGGUUAGUGGUACUUCUCAGUUAUUCUCGGUCCUUCGCGCAAAAGUUAAGUCACGGCACCCCGCGUGCACAAUUACUUUAUUAGAUAUUAACUUACCUAGUAUAAAUAAGUACAACCCACACUGAAUGGCAGAAAUUUUCACAAAACUGCAUUAAAAAUAAAGUGAAUAACAGAUACACGAGAAAAUUUCGGUGGUUGAGAACCAACUGGAAAUAUUGGAAUGCUUCACACUGAAGUGCAAUAAACAUAAAUACCGAAAAAAGGGAAAGUCCGCAUGCACACCCCAAACAUCUGAUGUAUUGUAUAGUAAAUACGGAAGUUGAGCAUUAUUUUUUCAUUAUAUGAAAUAAAUUUAAUAAAACUGAAUAUUAAUCACUCUCUAAUUUUUUUGGUAACCAUCAUGACUUUACAAACGUCUUUAUAAAAUCAAAAUUCGAUGAAGGAGGUCUUCAAAACCUUGUCCCGUUUUAGGUACAAUGGACAAAGAAUUUUUAUGACUUUGUUUGUGUCGUUGGGUAUUUUCGCUCAACCCCAGAUGUUCUAUUUAUAAUAUGCCAAGCAGGUAUGUACUUACAAAAUAACACUUCCAGAGUAAACAAAUUUUCAGAAAUAAUUAUUUUAUUAGAAUGAAAAAACUUGUCUUUGGUGUAUUUCUAAUAAAGCCGUUGUAUUUUUUGCUCUAAAUAUAAUUAAGCAUUAUGAAGGCCACUUUUUAAAGAAUACGACGACCUACAUCUAAUUGAUCAUAUAAUCUAUAAAAAAUGACGAAGAAAGGACGGUCUUUUGACGUCAGAAGUAAGUCAUUAUCACGUGAUUUUUGGGCGAAUGACGUCGCCGACGAGUUAUGACCAAAAAUUGACGUGAAUUAGACGACAGUCUGCUGCUUGGGUUAAUGUCAAGUGACAGAUUACCUGUUAGGCAAUAAACUUUAAAAAGAAGACCAAUUUAUUUUGGGGAUUUUAAAGAACAUGACUUGGAAGUGCCACAGAAGGUUCGAAAAACGUGGAAUAUUGCUAAAUUAACAAUAGACAGACAAAAACGAACCAUAAAAUUUUUAGGGAAUAGGACGCAUAGACUUAAAAACAGAAUAAAAUCCGUUGAAGACGUCAUUCACCAUCUGAAAGAUUCUAAGCAAAUUUCUGACAAUUGUUAUCCCGUUUUACAGGUUUGGUGUUUGUGCAUACCCAUUACAUAUAUAUAUUUUUUUUUUUUAGUAAAUUAGGGGAUAUAUGAAUGCUAAUAUAAUGAACAAAUAAAUUUGACACAGUUUAUUAGCUGUUUGGAGAAAUUGAAGCCACUUUUCUAAUUUUCCUUGUGGCCAAAUUAUAAUUUAGUUUUUUAAAGAAUUUGUAUGACCACAGCUGGUUUUUAUAAUUGUAAAUUUAUAUACCUACCUAAAUCAAGAAUGUAUCUACUAUUGGAGUAUAGUUCAAUUCUUCCUUAUCUCUUGCCUUUUUUUAUUUGUCUAUAACUUUUGGGAACAUCAGGAUUUAUAUUUAUUUCAGAAUACGAGGAAUUUCUUUUACUAGCUGCUUUACGCAUAACAAAUUAUAAUUUUCAGGAUUGUGUGCCCGUUACUUAAGCCGGAAUUCCACUGAGGCAACACUGAACGACAUGUUGCUUGAUACGUGUUGCCUGUUGUAGCACAGUAUAGAGAUCAAUUGAUAUCUAUACUGUGUUUGUAGGCGUGCGACAAUGUGGCAUAAAAUUCAAAUUAAUGUCGCUGUGUGUUCCUUCAAUGGAAAGACUGUUUGUAGCAUGCGUCAAUGCCGCAUGCUACAUGUUGCCUCAGUGGAAUUCCGGUUUUAGAAAUAUGAAAAUUUCGACGCCAACGGAAUAUCCCGAAGAACUGGGAAUAUUCGCUUUAACGUUAAAUUUUUAUUCAAGUUCGGCCUAUGACUAUAAAUGGUACAAGUCGGUGGAUGGUUCUCCAGAGUACACUAGGGAGUCACUUCAUGCCAUUGAAAUUAAGGUAAAAGAAUGUAGAAAAGAAUACAAGGUCCUUGUUUGCUGUUUGAUGAUGGACGAAUGGCUAUCAGGCAGCAUAUUCAAUGAAAUGGUAAACGUUAAGUGGGUUACAUAAAUUACGGAACAGAAAUGCCUGGAGACACAUUACUUGAAGCAAAAGAUGCACUUGUUUUUCUAGUGGUGGCACAAAAAUGCAGGUGGAAGAUUCCAGUUGGAUAUUUCUUAACGAAUGGUUUAAACACAGAAGAAAAAGCAAAUUGGGUUAAAGGAUGUCUAAUAAUGAUGAAUAAUAUUGGAGUGGCAGCAACAUCUUAACUUUCAAUGCUGCUAAUCUAGUAACACAUUUUUCGCAUCGUACAACGGAGAAUCCGAUUUUUAUCAUGUCUGAUGUCUAUCAUAUGAUAAAAUGAAUUAGAAAUACUUUCUUUUCGUAUUAUAGAACACGUAUACUCGAACUCGGUGUCGACGACGCCGACACCGGUCUGGACUGAGUCUGAACAUAGGCAUGUAACGCUGCGCAAUAGAAAGAGAGAAACAUAAACUAUUUAAUAAAAGGUGUUCGUUUGACUGAUCCAACGACUAAAUUAGGUACAACAAUUGAUGCCGUUUUCACACGCUUUAUUACUCAUUUAAGAACUGAUAUGAUAUUUAUAUCACUCAUUUUAGUCACCAUAGGCCACUAAUAAUUGUAUUAAAUGGUAGGGAUAAAGAUACCGAAGGCUAUGAUUGAACAGUAAUUUGUAUUUUAAAUCGAAUAAGUUAUAAAUACUACUCUAGCACUUGUAAAUAUUUACUUGUUACUUUAGUUCUUAAAUUACA